AUAUUCUAAGCAGAGGUGAUCAACUCCCAGUACAGAAAAAGAGACGAGGAGAAAAGUCGCAAAUCCCGUUUACCAAGGCAGGCAUUUGAUCAAUAGAACCAACAUAAUGCAGACAAGACAUUUAUUGUCUUGGGUGAGUGUUUGGAGUGUUUUCUUGUUCAAUCUGGACUUGUGUAAAGCUAGCAUAUCAUGUGGUCGCACAGGUCCUGAUCCUGAAUGUCUGGACGUGUACACUCACACCCCUCGAAAUCUACCCAAAUGUUAUUGCACGGACCUCUGCGCUGAUAAGUUAUCCGACCUCGUCACGUCUUGUGCUUCAGGCCAACUUUUGGCCGAUGGUUGUGGAGCUUGCUUGAUCUGUGCCCGAGCCUUGGGUCAAUCUUGUGGAGGCUCAUUCAACGUGUUGGGCGUGUGUGCCGGGGGUUUGUCGUGCAUGGUCAAAUUCAACCCCAUUGGAGCCGACCCUACGGCUGAGGAACAUGCUAAGGUCGGGGUGUGCGUCCGGGACAACUUUCACGAGUGUCCCAAGUCCACUGAUAAGCCUCAAAAAGAGGGCGUGAGUUGCCGCCCUGGCCGGACCGGCAUCUUAUCCGAUGCUUUAUAUUGUCCCACACUCAGACAACCCACUCGCCAAGGUCGAUUGCCCACCCUUUUGGAGAUUCUUUUGGGGGCACGCAAUUGAAAUCAAUUUGAUGCAAAUCGAUGUUCGAUCCUUGUGCUCAUAAAGAACGUUUUACGCCGAAA
Molecule: messenger RNA, 744 nt
Organism: Tigriopus californicus
Lineage: Eukaryota; Metazoa; Arthropoda; Copepoda; Harpacticoida; Harpacticidae
Product: cysteine-rich motor neuron 1 protein-like
Exons: 1
Coding region: 107-682 (191 amino acids)
Cellular component (GO): extracellular region
Source: RefSeq, a predicted model, not a curated record